GUGGGUAGUGAAAGCAAUAAGUUUGUGAAGUGUAUGAGCGGUUAAUAGUGUUGUUUUAGGUAAAUAGUGCCUAUCUUACGAGAGUGCCAACAUAUGAACUUAAAAUAUGGAAAACAUUUCUUUGAAAACAAUUCAAUGCAAACUCUCUGUUUCGUGUACAAUAUACGAAAAUUAUGCCUGGUUGUUAAAUUGUUACGUACUCGACUUUUUUACUGACAACCAUUGGAAUAAGUUACCUAAGUGUUGGCAAAAAUCACUUAAAAACUUGGAUUCUCAUGAAAUAUCUAAACUUCUAAAUUACAAUAAGAAAUUGAGGAGUAAUGUUUGGCCUUUAUCUAUUCUAGCACUACAUAAUUUAUUGUCGUCUCUUUCUUUACCAAGAAAAAUAGUUGAUUUGAACAUACAAAGUCCCUUUUUUACUAAAGACGACAAGUUACUCAAGCUUUUUUGGAAAAAUGUUAAAGCAAAAAAACGGCAUGAAAUAUCAGUAAUGUCAAAGAUAUGUUAUGAUUCCGCUUUAAAAACGGAUUGUUUUCAUAUUGUUGAUAUUGGCUCUGGACUUGGACAUUUAAGCAGAAUAUUAAACUACGGUUACGGAUUUAAAGUUUGCACAAUUGAAGCACAAGAAUUACUAAGCCAACAGGCUCAGAAUUUAGAUAAUGAAUUUGAGACAGUCCUAGAGCGAAAAUUCCCAGGGUAUCUAAAAUACAAUAAAAACGUCCAUAUUAAUAAAAGGAUUCAAUCAAAUAUCACGGCAAAUGAAUUUUUAACGCUCAUUAAAAGUGCAAUAAAUUCAGAAGAUGAUGACUUUAAAUUUGGAAUUGUAGGGCUUCACCCUUGUGGCGAUUUAGGGGCAACACUACUCAAAUUAUACACUCAAUGCCCCGAAGCUAGAUUUAUAAACAUCGUCGGUUGUUGCUACAUGAAACUAUCAACACUGCCCGGACUAACUCAAGGAUUUCCGUUAAGUCAAUUUUGUAAACUACGUAAUUACAAUUUAAGUUACCAUUCGCGAGAAAUAGCUUGCCAUGCAAUUGAGAAUUACAUCGAAAAAUUGAAUAGAAAUGAAUGUUGGAGGUUGAAAAUUCACACUUACAGGGCUGCUUUAGAAAAAAUAAUUGCACAAAAAUGUCCGAAAUAUCGCCACUCGGCUUUAAAUAACGUCAAAUAUAGUGAAGAUCUCACUUUUGAAAAUUACUGCCACAAAGCUACCAAAAAAUUGAAUAUCGAUUUUUCCGAUGUCACAUUACAGAGCAGCGAAAUUGAAGAUUUAUUGGCGCAAUGGAGAGAAGUUGUUGUGUUUUAUUCAUUGCGAUUGUUAUUCGCUCCAUUAAUUGAAUCAAUAAUACAUCUUGACCGCCUUUUGUUUGUUGAAGAGACCGGAAGUGCCGCUCAAAUUUUGCCAGUGUUUGAUGCACAAGUUUCACCUCGAACUCAUGUACUCACUGCCAGAAAAAAAUGAAAUAUAUACAGGGUGACCCAGGGGUUCGUGCACGCUCUAUAACUUUUUUUCUAUCCAAGUUAUCGACAUGAUUUUUUUUUUAAACGAUAGAUCCAACAAUGAGGCUCAUUAUAAAAAUAUUUCUAUUCCUAUACAGGAUGUCCCAAAUAAGAUACAAAACUAAGUUCCGUUUUUUUAAAUGAAAACCACAAUUUUU
Tribolium madens (black flour beetle) is the source of this 1658-nucleotide messenger RNA. RefSeq names its product protein RRNAD1. Lineage: Eukaryota; Metazoa; Arthropoda; Insecta; Coleoptera; Tenebrionidae. The coding region runs from base 107 to 1462 and encodes 451 amino acids. The record is from RefSeq and is a predicted model, not a curated record. The transcript has 10 exons.